Messenger RNA from Acanthosepion pharaonis, 486 nucleotides. The record is from the annotation of a GenBank genome assembly. Lineage: Eukaryota; Metazoa; Mollusca; Cephalopoda; Sepiida; Sepiidae.
AUGACGGGCAGCAGCCGAUCGAGCGGCGCCAUGGCUUCGAACCGGUCGGCGACAGAAGCGGUCGAGCAGGCGGACGCCAUAGCCCGUGGCGCCCUUGUCAUGGUUGACGCCCGGCUUGUCCGCCGACCAGACCAUGCCAGCAAUGUCGAGAUGCGCCCAUGCGACGCCGUCAUUGAUAUAGCGCUUCAGGAACUGCGCCGCCGUGAUCGAGCCGCCGCCACGCGGGCCGACAUUCUUCAUGCAUCGGACGGCGGGAAGCGCCACAGCUUCUCAUCGGUCGCCUUGCCCGCCGCGAGCAGCGAUUCGGCCAGCAGAUCGUCAUUGGCGAACAGACCGCCAUGUUCAUAUUCAACUGAUGAUCGUCGCGCCGGUCAGCGUGGCAAGAUCGACGAUGGUCGAAGGCGAAUGCGUCUUCUGGACCCAGUCAGCGCAUCGCACAGGACCGAACGCCCUUCCGCGUCGGUGUUGAUGACCUCGAUCGUCUGA